CUAAUCAUUGAGUAGACAUGCUUCGAGUGGUGUUUACUUUGGGCAAGGCUAAUAAAUUUAUUGCUUCGAAAUUACUUCAACGAGCUUCUGUGUCAAGGAUGUCAAUGAAAGCUGUAGUAGUCCAUGAAUUUGGAGACUCGAGUAAGCUUUCGUACGAAGAUGUGCCGAUUCCUGAUGUCGGCAAGGAAGAGGUUCUUGUGAAAAACAGUUUUUGUGGUGUGAAUUUCAUAGAUAUUAUGUGUCGACAAGGUGUGAUGGCACAGCGGUUUCCUCAAAAUUCCACCAUGGGGUUUGAAGGAUCGGGAGUAGUGGAGAAAGUUGGUGAAGGUGUACAAAAUGUAAAUGUUGGUGACAAGGUUGCUUACAUUGGAUUUGAUGUAGGUUCCUAUGCCGAGUACAGUAAAGUGCCACUGUGGAGGGUUAUCAAGACACCAGAUAAUGUCUCCCUGGAGAAAGCAGCAAGUACUCUAUGGCAAGGGAUGACAGCUUAUUGCUUUGUUGACAACGUGUACCCUAUCAAGGCUGGUACUAAGGUACUUAUACAAGGCAUUGCAGGAGGUGUUGGUAACCUACUUUGUCAAUUGGCAAAAAUAAAAGAUGGUUUUGUUAUUGGCACAUGCAGCACAGAAAAAAAGCGUGCUAUAGCCAAAGAAGCAGGAGCUGACGAGGUUAUCUUGUACUCAGAAAAGGAUUUUGUGGAAGAGACAAAACGAAUCACUGAUGGUAAAGGUGUCAAUGUUAUUUAUGAUGGAGUUGGUAAAACCACCUUCUUGAAAGGAUUUGAUUGCUUGGCACCUCGUGGCACCAUGGUCCUAUAUGGGGCUGCAUCAGGUAACCCAGACCCAAUAAAUCCCAUGAUGCUUGCCAGAGGCUCAUACUACUUAACAUUUGGUUCCCAUGUGCCUUAUACAAGUGACCCUGACUUAUACCCCAAGAUGGCUACAGAGCUCCUUGAUUUGGUUGCACAAGACAAGCUUAAGUUUGGUUCUGUUGAAAAAAUCCCUCUGGCUAAUGUGCAGGAAGCCCACGACAGGUUACAAGGUAGGAAGACAGCUGGGAAAGUCCUUCUUGUUCCUUAAAUAGUAUCCUAAGGUAUACUUACUCUGAAGUGGUGGACUAUGCAAUGAAGCAAUGUACCUUUUAAAAGUGUAACUUCAGAUAAUGUGAGGAGUGUUUGCAUUGAAAUUAAAGACCUGGAUCACACUUUCUUAGGACAUAUCCAAGAACAGUGGAGUAGAGUAAAACGUUGAGAGGACAGAUUAGGAGAAAGGAAAAUAGGAUAUUUGUACUAUAAGUCAAAUUAUGUCAAACACGUUCACCUUAAAUAAACAUACGGGAAAGAAUCAA
This is a messenger RNA of Exaiptasia diaphana, 1347 nucleotides long. RefSeq names its product quinone oxidoreductase 1. The record is from RefSeq and is a predicted model, not a curated record. Gene Ontology annotation, molecular function: quinone reductase (NADPH) activity. The coding region runs from base 18 to 1079 and encodes 353 amino acids. Gene Ontology annotation, cellular component: cytoplasm. Lineage: Eukaryota; Metazoa; Cnidaria; Anthozoa; Actiniaria; Aiptasiidae. Gene Ontology annotation, biological process: cellular response to oxidative stress. The transcript is spliced from 5 exons.